Molecule: messenger RNA, 1023 nt
Organism: Mya arenaria
Lineage: Eukaryota; Metazoa; Mollusca; Bivalvia; Myida; Myidae
Product: aquaporin-11-like
Exons: 3
Coding region: 214-1020 (268 amino acids)
Cellular component (GO): cytoplasm
Molecular function (GO): channel activity
Source: RefSeq, a predicted model, not a curated record
UUAUGCAUAUCUGCAAUCGAAUAAUCUACAUGUAAUUCAUAACUAUAGUGCACAUUCUUUUGUUAUGGGGAGCAUUUAGUAUUCAACUGUGUUAGUAAGAUAACGUCCACUGAAACAUUGGCGUAUCUAUAGGUCAGCGUAUGUGUUAGAUGCUUGCUAAUGUAGUAAGUAGGAGAUCUUAUUUUCGCUACAUAUUCAGAUACACAGCACAAAAUGGAAGGCUUUUUUGCACCAUUUGUCGCCGCAGAAUUUAUCUUUAUAUCGACCACAGGCGCUGGCCUAAUUGUCUAUAGCUUCUUGAAGACGUUUCCUGAUGGCUCAUUCCGGACGUUUCUGCAGGAUUUUGUCAAAACUACAGUCCUAUGUGCGCAUCCAUUUGGACACGCAAUUAUGUGGAAGUUUUAUGGGGGAACAGGCUUUUUACUCGGUAUGAUACCACUAAUGGUUUUAUAUAGCCGUCUUUUCACCGAAGGGGACGACAACCCUGUCGUAGUCUGGAUCAAAUAUUUUAAACGAGUUAUUCCUCUUUGGUUGUGCUUGCUAAAAACCGUCGUUCAACUCUUUGCCGGUUUGGCCGCGUACCGUUUCGGUAUGUUUUUAUACAGAACGGAAUUACACGACCAUUUCUCAACGAAAAUCACAGAAAAUGCGGCUGGCCGCUGCACCUCCACUCUGAAUGUUCCUAUUGUACAAGGAUUUCUGAUCGAAAUGGCGGGAACUGCAUUUGUCACGUGGUUUGCGGCACAGAGUCUGACUGGAAACAAGGCGGUUGACGGAGCUAUCAAAGUGGCCAAUACAGGCAUCGUGGUCGUGGCAGGAUUUUAUUCCACCGGAUCGUUCCUUCACCCCCCAAAAGCUUCAGGGAUAACAUUCGGCUGCGGGAACACACCUUCUACAUACCAUGUGGUCGUUUAUUGGCUAGGUCCACUUGUUGGGGCGUGGCUUAGUAGUCAAUUACAAAAUAGAUUCAAGCUGGAGCGAAUUUCGGACAGUAGUAAAAAAGGAACAAAAGCUGAAUAAUAA